Pogonomyrmex barbatus (red harvester ant) is the source of this 1941-nucleotide messenger RNA. Its product is annotated as lethal (3) malignant blood neoplasm. NCBI's taxonomy places the organism in Eukaryota, Metazoa, Arthropoda, Insecta, Hymenoptera, Formicidae. The record is from RefSeq and is a predicted model, not a curated record. Gene Ontology annotation, molecular function: structural constituent of chitin-based larval cuticle. Gene Ontology annotation, cellular component: chitin-based extracellular matrix.
UUUAAUCACUCUCGCGAUGUCAUCUGCGUCAGUAACAAUUUAAAUUAAUCUCAUGCGGUGAAUUCCAAUUGAUGUGAUGUAUCGCUUGAUAAAAUUGAAGUAAUAACUUACUUGCAAAAGAGAUUUGACUUUUGUUAAUAAAAUAUUAAUCAUUCUGCCGUAAUAUUAGAUUGUACUUUCAAGACAAAGAAGCUGUAAAAUGUCUGAAAAAAAAAUAGAAAAUCGUGUUAAGUAAGAGGUAAGAAAAAAGUUACAUUGUGCCUACAGAAUGAACUUGCGCGAAGACUUUAGAUAAAUAUAUUUACCUGCUUUUCCUGUCACUCGUAACUCUUUCAAAACUGUCGGUGGAAUCUGACACUAUGUCAGCACAAUAUAAAAUUUUAUAGCGCGGAAUGCAACAACGACACAUUUCAUUUCCACGACGAUAGACGACCGAUUAAAUGAUUCUCGCGCAAUUAUUUUCCAGCCGGGUAACGCGAAAUGUGUGAUGGCGACUGCUCGCCAGGAAAAACAUCCCGAUUUUUCCCUCUCGUCCCCUUUCACGCUUUCCUCUUCUCUCUCGUCGCAAGAUCGCUUCAUAAGAUAAUCCGCGAAGAAGACGAGAAUGUUUUUCUCGUCGUUUGUUACGUCAUCGCCGGCACGCUCGGAGGACUCGCUCGUGCCGUCGUUCAGUCGCGCGAACUCGGAGCCGCAGGGAUGUCGUCCUUCGUGUUGCAGAGGAGAUGGUGCGAUCUUCUGUACUUGCUGUGCUAUCUGGUCGCGCAGCAUCACGCCGUCGCGGACGAGAUCAGGCCUUACGAGUUCUCCUUCAACAUCGUCGACUUUCAACACAGAUUCGAGAAGAAAGAUAUCGAGGGUCUCAUUACCGGGGAAUACGGCUUUAUCACGGCGGAUGGUGUUUACCACGAAACUGGAUACAGGACGGACAAAAAUGGGGACUUUAUUAUCACGAGACAAAGAAACCGGAAAAUAACGAGUUUGAAGGACGCGCAGGAGAUAUUCAAGGAUAGGCCGGAAGCAGCGAAGAAAUUAAUCGAAGCCGUGAUGAAGGCCUGCGGUGGCUGCAAGAUACCAAUAAAGCAAGAGGACAAUCGGCCGAAACCUACGGAGUCGCCGCUGCAGAAGAAGAUGGACCCCAUAUUGAAGCAGAUGAUGAAGAUACUGACAGCCAACACGUCGAAGAGCUUUUCCGAAGAGAAAAGUAAAAUCAUUAAAAAGGAAAACGUCACGAAAGACAUCACGAAAAGUAUGGUGCGAGCCGCGAAGAAGUUGCUGUCCGAAGAAGAUAAAGUGGACGAUCGAGUCCUGGAGAAAAUGGCGAACGAUCUGUUCUAUCGGUUCAACUACACGAUAACGUCGCACGGCCACCACGAGGACGGCUAUCGCGACGGAAGGAAAGACGGUAGCUAUCGUUCGCAAAACGAAAAUGGCAUCGACACGCAAGUGAGAUAUCUGUCGAACGAAUUCGGACAUCAGCCCAACGUCACGUUCAUUCCGCAGACGAACGCGGCCGACGAAGCUCACGUUCUCAAGGGAUACUCAUUUCGUUGGUAUUGGUCGUAAGCUCGCGAUUUCUCAUAUCGACUUUAUUUUAACUGAGAUUUGUUAAAAAUAAAAUAUGCUAACGCUUAUUUAAAUAAUACUCGAACCGCGUCUAGAGGUUUGCAAUUUUUGAAAUUAAUUAUCUUUAAGAAUAAAAAAUAUACGCGUAUGCAAGAAAGUGAAUGAUUUACCGAGAUAAAAAUAGUUUAUUACAAAUUAUGUAAAUUUUAUUCUAAAACAAUUUUUCUUCAAAACCCCAAUUGUGUUUAUUAUAUUUUAAUGAUAUCUCAUAGACAUGGGUUUUUUUAAAUAAUAUUAAUUAACAUGCACUUGUAAGCGUACGAUUUAGAUUAAGUUAUGUGUUACAAAUUCAAAAAUAAAUGAAAGAAUUAUGAUAAA